Messenger RNA from Durusdinium trenchii, 888 nucleotides. Lineage: Eukaryota; Dinophyceae; Suessiales; Symbiodiniaceae. The record is from the annotation of a GenBank genome assembly.
AUGCUUGCAGCCGGUGAGAUUCCUCAAUGGAUUGCGAAAGAAUGGGAGAACACCAAGGCAUUGAAGCAUGGCAAGAGAGACAAACAGACUUUGAUUGUGAACAGCAUCUUUGACCGCUCAGCAGGGGGAAAGCUCAUCAUGAACACAGAGAAAGCUAUGUUCAAGAAUAUGCGGGAAGACUUCAAGGAGAAUACAAAGAAGGAACAAAUCAAAAGCCUGCCCAGAAGGCUGUUCAUGGGAAAGUUCAAUCUCUCCAAUGCUGAUUUGGAAGAGGGCCUGCAAGCAGGAGAAUUUGUCGAAGUCCAUACCUCCACCGGUUUACAAUACUCAUGGCAACAGAACCAGCAGACCAAGAAGCAGGGUGAAAAGGAAACAGUGGGGUGGGACCAAACAAAUACUGGGGGAAAGAAACACAUGGAGAUGUACAUGGAAAUGGCCAAGCAUUGGCAAAAGGGACUCACUGGCUUGGUGAGUGGCUCUGGUUCCAGUCGAGACCAACCUUCACAGUUGGCACUUUGUGAUGCUGAUGCGCCCCUCAGUGAAACUCACUGGCAGGCAGCACAGAAACAACUCAUUGAAGCCCAGGGUGUGCUUGAUAAGUUGGAGAAGGACGCAUUAAAGCUUCUUCAAGUCAUCGGUCCAGACAACAAAGAAGAUCCAUGCUACAAUGUGUUGAAGGAUGCUGUGCAAGAGCUUCGAAAGAUCAAAGGAUCCAUUUCACACGUCUACCAUUGGAAGGAGAUGGAGGACCGCUCCACUUUGACCAUGGUCAAGUACAACCAAUUGGUGCAGGAAAGUGGCAAGAAUUGCGAGUCUCUACAUGAGACCUUGGCUGGUGUCAAGGGCCAGCUCCAAGUCAGGGCUCAGAGAACCAAAGCUUCCAAGUGA